AAUCGCACGGGGCGUGCGUGUCACGUUACGCCGGAACCUGACUCCAGCGUUGUCCACCAGGCGCCUUCACUCGUUUCGUGCUUUUAUGUGUCAGUGAGAGUGCGAAGAGAGAAAAUGAAGCGGCCAAAUCCCACCAUCACCGCUAUCUGACAUCUUUCGCCUGGAAGCUGAAUGUGAUAUCGCCGGCCUGUCAGAGGGACUGCUGCCGUGGCUGGAGCUGACGUCAGGCUGCUUCUUCGGCAGCAUCCGCGGGCAAGACAAAGUAGAGCAGCGGAGUUUAGGAAGAGUUGAAGGAGAGAUGAAGUUGAUGAGCAUGAGCUGAGAUAGAAGUCCUGCCAGUGCAGCAGCCAUGUUGACCUUCUGCCGUCACGGCCAGACAGCUUCCAGCAUCCUCCGGUCGGCGUCUAUCUUGGUCCUGGCCUCGGCCCUUCUGCUUUGUCCUGUAACAGCUCAGGAGGAUGUUCAGAGCCAGUCCCCCACGCAGGUUCUGAAGGACCUGUUGGCCCGUCAUGGAGACAACAGCACCAUCACGGUGCCACAGCUGCGUUCCCUAUUGGCCCUCCUCAGCCAGGGUCAAGGCGACGGUGAAGCUGAUGCGGUACAUCCAGAUAUCACAGCUACGACUACAUCACCUAAGAUAAACAAAUCCAAGUGCUUGCCCGAGGACAAGCUAGCCAUCUACAGCAUGGGUGAGCAGUCUCGUUUGGACGGGCGGGGCUUACAGGAGUUGUGCCCCACCAUGCUGCAGCAGCUGGAUGCCGGUGCAUGCCGUGCCCACAAUCAAGACGAGCUGAGCAGCGAUGUCUCGCCAAGGCCAAGUGAUGCUGAAGUGUGGGGCUUUUCUUUCCUGAGCGUGUCUGUGGUCAAUGUCUUCGCCCUGACCGGAAUCUUCAUUGUGCCUGUGAUGAAGACGCGCUACAUGAAGCACAUCUUCACCUUUUUCAUCGCACUUGCCAUUGGCACACUGUACUCCAACGCCGUCCUGCAGCUGCUGCCGGAGGCCUUUGGCUUUGACCCUAAGGUCAACUUCUACGUGUCCAAGUCUGCUGUGGUUUUUGGAGGCUUUUACCUCUUUUUCUUCACCGAGAAGAUUCUCAAGAUGAUUCUCAAGCAAAAGCACACGGGUCACGGCCACAGCCAUUAUUCUAGCGCCGAGCACUACUCGGCACCCAACGGAGACCUUGAGGAAGGUGAGAAGCUGCAGCACAACGGGGAAGUGAGCGACGGCCAUGCUGUGUCCAAAAUGGACACCGGCGAGGGCGAGCUCAUGCUGCGUCCCACACAGACGCCUCAGGACUCGCAGAGUGCGGAUGGUGGUGGCAGGCCGGCCAGCAGGAGCGGCGGUGGCUGCCAUUGGCUGAAAGGGACGGCGUAUUCUGACAUCGGCACACUGGCCUGGAUGAUUACGCUGAGCGACGGCCUGCACAACUUUAUUGACGGUCUGGCCAUCGGCGCUUCCUUCACUGCCUCAGUCUUUCAGGGAAUCAGCACUUCGGUGGCCAUUUUGUGUGAGGAGUUCCCUCAUGAGCUUGGCGACUUUGUCAUCCUGCUGAACGCCGGCAUGACCAUCAAGCAAGCACUCUUCUUUAACUUCUUGUCAGCGUGCUGUUGCUACCUGGGGAUGGGCUUUGGCAUCCUGGCCGGAAACAGCUUCUCCCCCAAUUGGAUCUUCGCCCUGGCAGGAGGGAUGUUCCUCUACAUAUCUCUGGCAGACAUGUUCCCCGAGAUGAACGAGGUGAGUCGCGAGGAGGAGAACGCGGGCGGCAGCAGCUUCCUGCUCACAUUCGCCAUCCAGAACGCUGGCCUACUAACGGGCUUCGCCAUCAUGUUGCUGCUUACCACCUACUCCGGAGAGAUGCAGCUGGUUUAGCCGCCACUUCGGUACCCGCACAUCAUGUGACUGAUUAAUGACAGCUAGCCUUCACACAGUCUGAUUACAGCUGCAUUCUUCUGUGGUGUCAGCACCCAAACUAAGCAGACUGCCUGUCUUUUGUUUUCUACGUGAUGAGAGGAGAUGCGUCAGCUCCUUUUCCUUUUUUUUAAAACUUCAGUUAGAGGGGAAUUUUUUUACGUUAGUCUUAAUCUUUGAGUUAGCACCCUGAAACUGACAAAUAACUGACAAACUGCACAGAAUUUGUUGAAAUCAACUCCUCUGACCAAUUAAACCCCUGCUAACUCAAAGAUUAAGCCCAAUGUCAAAAAUCCCGAACUUCCGCUUUAACCUUCCUCUGAAUAAAUCUGCGAGCAAACCGGAUGGACACUAUUGUGAAAACAUGCUCGGGUCAUCGAUUUAAAGCGACGACGCCACCCAAAGAUUAGAAACGUUUCUCGUCAUCGCUUCUUAUUAGGGCCCGAGCACUAGACGUGCGAAGGCCCUAUUGUUUUGCAAAGGAUUAUUAUUAUUAUUAUUAUUAUUAUUAUUAUUAUUAUUAUUAUUAUUAUUAUUCUUCUUUUUUCAGGGCAAAUGAAAAUGGCCAAUUUGGAGGCCUGAACAUGCACGAAAAGUCACCAAAAUUUGCACAUACGUGCCGCUUCGCGUAAAUUUCGAUAAUCUUGUGUCGUUUUGAAAAAAUGUCAAAAAAUGGCUCAGUGGCGCCCCCUUUACCCUUAAAAUUUUCAAAAAGGCCUCUCCUCUCAGGUUUUCAACGUAGAGCAAUGAAAUUUGGGG
Corythoichthys intestinalis (scribbled pipefish) is the source of this 2668-nucleotide messenger RNA. It is a transcript of the gene slc39a14, whose product is annotated as solute carrier family 39 member 14. Lineage: Eukaryota; Metazoa; Chordata; Actinopteri; Syngnathiformes; Syngnathidae. Gene Ontology annotation, cellular component: plasma membrane. The record is from RefSeq and is a predicted model, not a curated record. Gene Ontology annotation, molecular function: zinc ion transmembrane transporter activity; monoatomic cation:bicarbonate symporter activity. The transcript is spliced from 10 exons. Gene Ontology annotation, biological process: intracellular monoatomic cation homeostasis; zinc ion import across plasma membrane. The coding region runs from base 350 to 1870 and encodes 506 amino acids.